Aspergillus melleus is the source of this 639-nucleotide messenger RNA. RefSeq lists its product as uncharacterized. Lineage: Eukaryota; Fungi; Ascomycota; Eurotiomycetes; Eurotiales; Aspergillaceae. The record is from RefSeq and is a predicted model, not a curated record. The transcript has a single exon. The coding region runs from base 1 to 639 and encodes 212 amino acids.
AUGGGAAAACUCGUCGUCAAACUCAUUCGCUCAGGCGGGCGCCUGGUUUCUGACGCUAUCCAAGCCGCCCGGGACCACCGCGCUCAAAGUAAGAGCUCAACCUAUACUUCUCGUUCAUCCACACCUGAUAUCCCUGCACACUACACCAAUGACUAUGCUCUCGCGGACGAGGAAACUGCCAGAGGCCUUAUUCAAGAAGGGCACGCAGAGCUCCCAGCGUCAAAUGAACUGUCGAUACAUCAACCUUGCGCAGAGCUCCCGGCAGCAAACGAAACAUCCCUGCACAGAGACUAUGCCGAGUUACCGUCUAUAUCCAAUGAAUACCACCCACAGCAAAGCCGUUACCUCGGGCCGCCAUACCCCGUCGAUGAGAAAGCGAACCAUAUAACCAUUGAGUCAAGUGCUUCGCACGGGUAUCCCGAAUCAAGCGAGAUAUACCACGAGAGGUUACCGACAUAUGAAGAGUCGGAAUGGUGUCCGAUUGCCGUUUCGGGGGCCGAGGGGGCUGCAGAUUACCAGCGACCGAGUAUGAACCGUGCUCCACUGGCUCCAACACUACAUCGAGUUGGUGACUUUCGAGGAACCCCUCGCCCGCUGGUCAUUCCACAGUGCGGGUGCGGUCAUAACGCACGGAUCUAA